AUGGCGUCCCACAUGCCCGCAAACUAUGCCGAAGACCGUCUGCAUCGGUACCUCGCGCACUGGACCCGAGAUCCGUCCAAUGUCUCCAAGCUCGACGUCGCUGCCAUCAGCUGGGCCACCGACGAAGAGCGCCAUGAAAGACAGAAAAAGUACUACCAGGUAGGAUCCGACUACUACGACCUCGUCACGCCACUGUACGAACAGGGCUGGGGCCAGCAAUUCCACUACACGCCCAUCACCCCGGGCCUCUCCAUCCGGGAGAGCAUGAUAGCCUACGAGAAGACGUUUGCCGGGCUGGCCCGCCUCACCAAGGACAUGCGGGUGCUCGACCUCGGGUGUGGCAUCGGCGGGCCCGCGCGCACCAUCGCCGCGGCCGUCGGGUGCAGCAUCGUGGGCAUCACCAGCAAUGCGUGGCAUGUCGAGCGCGGGUCCGCCCUGACCGAGGAGGCUGGCCUGGGCCACCUCGUCACGCUCGUCGAGGGCGACUUUUUGAAACUACCCUUCCCCGACGAGUCGUUUGACGCGGCAUACUCGGUCGAGUCGCUAUGCUAUGCGCCCGACCCCGCUGCGGUUUACAGGGAGAUCAAGCGUGUGCUGAAGCCCGGCGCGCCGUUUACGUUUCAUGACUUUGCCAUGACGGAGAACUCCCCCGCCCCUUGGUACUAUGGGCCCGCAGGCGACAUAUUGUGGGCCUGGAAGAUGCCCGGCUGGCCCGACUUUUGGAAGGUGUUCAAGAUGUGGGAUCCCUUCCGCGGGUUUGCCCAUCUCGUCUACCGCGCCAUGAUCUUUGUUGGCAAGGCCCCGCCCGAGGUCUCGACCCUGAUGGACACCAUGUGGUACUGUACUAAGAGUGUGGUUAUCGGAGGGAGGAUGGGUAUCUUUACCCCCAUGUACGUCUUUGUUUGUCGAAAGCCGGUAGCUGGGAAGGAGUAAAGAAUCAUGUUCUCGAAGGGACCUGGGGAAUUCGGGCAAAGAGCAUGAGAGUAAAGGGUUAGGGUUUAUUUAUCGUUGUGUUGUUGUUUCCUUGGCGCACCUUGAUGUCUCACGCAGACCGCAUCGCCGAGCCCGAGUCGCUGUUCGAUCCGCCAUCUGUCAAAGACGUCUUUAUCCGGUCCCGAAUAGGUCUUGAAUAGGCG
Chaetomium fimeti is the source of this 1136-nucleotide messenger RNA. RefSeq names its product S-adenosyl-L-methionine-dependent methyltransferase. The transcript has 4 exons. Gene Ontology annotation, cellular component: endoplasmic reticulum. The record is from RefSeq and is a predicted model, not a curated record. Gene Ontology annotation, biological process: ergosterol biosynthetic process. Bases 1 to 933 code for a protein of 310 amino acids. Gene Ontology annotation, molecular function: sterol 24-C-methyltransferase activity. Lineage: Eukaryota; Fungi; Ascomycota; Sordariomycetes; Sordariales; Chaetomiaceae.